AUGAAAUCUUCAAGAGAGUCACUCAUGGACUCACUGAGAGGAGUGAGGCGCACAAGCCGGGCAAAGGCAUCGACGCGGACCGGGUCGAUCUCGUCGGCGUCGUCGGCAGUGAGCUCGCCUCAACGGACGAGUUUCUUUUCGAGAAGUAGGUCUCGAGAAGUGUCGCAGGAUGCCGAAUCGAUGGAUGAGGCAUUACAGGGGGUGGGGAGUGCAAGAAGCUCGGUCUACACGUUGCCGUCGGAACACGCACGGAAGCUUGCCGGGACGGGGUUCAAGAAAUCGCACCGGCACACGAUCUCGGACGAGUUUCACAUGGAACCCCCGGAUUCGACCGAGCAGAUAGAGAGGAUGUUUAACGAGGUGAUGGCGACGCGGGAUUUCGGGAACCUUCCAGAAAAGGCGAGGCGGCAGAUGGAGAACUACUCGCCGGACCGGAAAUGGAUGCUUAUCCGGCAGCACAAGCUCGCGGAGUUCAAAAAGGAGAAAAUGAGGGAGCAGGAACAGCAGAGGGACACAAAGCGGGCUUCUUCGUCGCGUCUGUCGACUGUUUCUGCAUCUGGCAUGAUCCGGCGGUCGAAGGGACCCGGUGCAGGGCCGAAAAAACAGCAGUCGGAGCCGAAUUUCUACGUGGAGCAGCUCAUAAGCAACGAAAUCACUCUUGAGCAGCUCAAGGAGUUGGACAUCUGCUUGAGCUCGGAGGAGAUCGCAUGGACGCGGCGGUUCCUUGAGCAGGAGGGGGCGCUUUGCCUCUGUAACGUGCUCAACAACUUGUACAAAACAUACCCCCUAAUUCCGAGCGGAGGUGGUGUAGACCCUGAAGCACGGGAACGGGACCAAAAGAGCCUCCCCGUGGCGAAAAAGCUGUUCACGAACAUCUCAGAGGACUACGACUGCGUGCUGGAGAAGGAAAUGCGGCUUUUCCGGUGCAUUAAAGUGAUUGCAGACCUCUCGGUGGGUAUCGAGUACCUGAAAAAGAGUGGAAUCUUCAUCCAGGCGAUAUUCGGUGGCCUGUUCUCGUGCAAGCCGCAGGUCCGCAAGUGGGCAACCGACAUAAUUGUGUACUUCUACCACAAGACGGACUACGGGGCGACGAUCUACCGGAUGAUGCACGAGGGCCUCUCGAUAAACGUGCAUUACCGAUUUCUGAAGGCCCUGUACGCGCGCCCGGACAACUCCGGGGGCCUGGACGACCGCUCGCGGUACAUACUUGCGAACGGGGACGCAGUGAAGCGGUUCGAGGUGUGGAUAUGGGGUGUGGGGCGGCUGUUUUCGGGCCGGGGCCGCAUGGGGUCGAAAGUGGGGGUGUAUCCGGAGUUCCGGUACUCCGGAACUGUCUCGGACGGUUUCCUGGUCGAGUACGCACUCUCCACGCUGUUGUUGAUGAACACGCUCGUGCAGAGAUCACAGUCUUUGGCAGAACGCAUCCAGGUGCGGCGAGAAUUCGCCGGUGCAGGGAUGAAGGAGGCGUUUGAGAGUUUCAGGAAGUUACAGAGCACGGACGUGGACCACAGCCUGGCCAGUAUGGAGCAGGCAGAGCAGGCGGACCAGGUGGAGUUGCGGCAGAUGGAGGAGUUCAAGAACAGCAACAUCGACUUCAACGACCCGGUGAGCCUCUUCGAGGCGAUGUGGCGGAAAUCUCGGCACACGGAGGCUGGCCGGCACCUCAUGUCGAUGAUGCAGACGUUGUUUGUGAGCCAGUCGGGCAGCCUGACAAAGGCAGACCCGGCCAGUGUGCAGAGGAGCUUCAAGUUGGUGGACAACUUCGUCAACAACAUCACCUUGGCGUCCGGAGACGACAGCACCGACAUGAACAUCUCGCUCAACAAGCUUUUGUCCUCGUACCAGUCCGAGGAGGUGGCUCGCCGGGCCAUGGCCGAGGCUGCAGACGUGAAAAAGCGACUUGAGCAGGUCGAGGCCGAGAAGGCAAACGCUCUACAGCAGUUGAACGAGGGCUCUGAGGGUGUGAUCCAGCAGAUGAAGAAGGAGGUGUCUGAGAGAGACAUGCUCAUGCGGCGGUUGAGGCAGAAGGUCGAUGAGCGUGACAAGGAGGUGUCCGAGCUCAAGUGGAAGCGUAUUUUGGACAAGCACCAGCAGGAGAUGGAGAUGCGUGAGAUGCUUCUGUUGCUUCACAGUUACCAGGUGCAGGGGCGGAGGGGGACUGCAUUAGAGGCUUCAAAUUCAUCUUCAGGCUCUUCAGGCUCUUCAGGCUCUUCUUUAGGUCCUUCAAGUUCCUCUUUAGCCCAUCCAUCCAAUUCCCGCCUCUCCGGCCGCUCUCCAGCCGUCACAGAGCUCGAAAACAGGUUGAAGACCAAAGUGGGCCAGAGCAAACUCGAGGCCCGGCGACUUGGGUCCGCGAGUGUCGAGCCAAGUGCCAAGCUCCGCGAUUUGAGGCUGAAGAUGGACCUCCUGGAACGAGAGGCCCGGGACUUGGAAAAUAUGGACUUUGAGGAGUUCCAGGAGAAGAUUCCAGAGCCUCCGGCCAAAUCCGACCGCCAGGCAGACCUCCAGACACUUGCAGCUUUGAGGAAAAAGCUUGAUUCGCUCCAGAUGGAUGCUAACAAGGUCAUCAAGGUGCAGAACGACCUGUCCAAGCAGGAUGCAAUGAAGAAAAAGCGGUUCGAAGCCUUGGACCGGCUUUCAAAACUCCAGCGGUACGCCGAGGACCUCCGGAUCUCCGAACUCCAGAAAUCGCCCAAUGCGGGAAAAUCACACUCCUUGGACCCAAAGCUGCAGAAGUCAAACUCGCGUUCUGCCCGCUUGAGGGGCGAGUUGGACUCCAUUGAGGCUCUCUGCAAGAACUUGAAGGAUACCCUCACUUCCGAAAAGUCCGUGUCCAACGUUGGCAUAUCCAGCGGUGGCGUGGGAGCUGCUCCCGCUGCGCGAGUGCAGGCGGCCACUGCCAAAUCGGGAAGUGCUGCUGCACAGACGCAGGUGCCCACCGCCCAGCAGUUGCUGUCCAAGUUCGAGGAUAGGUACUCCAGGGGAAGAAAGGCGCAGCCCAGGGUGCUGCCUGCUAUUGCAGAUGUGCCUGGUCCGGACAGAGAGGCUGCACAACCGUUUCUCGGCGAGUUGCAGCGGACGGUUGCCCGGCGUGGUGCGAUUGACGACGAGGGUGCCGACGCAGCUGUGCGUACAGGGGGUGCGAAAACAGGGAGUCGCCAUGCAGCUGUGCAUACGCGUCCUGCACACGCCCCGUCGUCCACUUUGCCAGCCAACCCGGCCCUUCAACCCACAGUCAAACCGGCAUCCAGCCGCCCCGCAAAACUUAAGAGAAUCACGUCUUCGCAAAGUGACUCUCAUCACCAUCAUCACCACCACCAUCACCAUCGUAAAGAUGGAAAAUCUCGCACAAAGCACAUUAGCUCACACCACCACUAUGUUGACGGCAGCGUUUCAGUCGACAGCUUCGACGCAAACGUGUCCUCGUCGCGGGACAGCAUCGGCAGCCACAGGACCUCUGCUGGUUCUGGUGGCCGUUUGAGUACAGCGAGUACUUACACCGGUGAGGAGUCGAUAGCAGAGACAGAACAGGGGGUGAAUGGAGUUUCCGCUGACGGAUCGAGGUCUGGCCGUGUUGUUUCCAGCUCCAGCACUGUUGAAAAUAAGGUGAAUGCUCGGCCAAACUAUAACGAGGUGACGGUUCACACGAGUGGCAAGAUUAGCGAAAGACGUAGAGGAGGUGAGAGAGAAUAUAUUGGAAGUGAGAGAGAAGAUACUGGAGGUAUUGAAAAGAAACAUACUGGAAGUAUGGAAGAGGGAAAUGGAAGCCUUGAAAAAGACGGUGGUAAAAGUAUUGAAAGCACUGAAAUCGCUGAACGUCCUGCAUAUGCUGCGAGCGUCCAUUCUAGUGUUUCCCGUAGCCUUUCUCACACAAAAUCAGCUUCUCGAAAUUCAAAUACUUCCCAAAGACAGGCAGGCAGAAACUUUGAGGGUGAUGAAGGUGGUGAGGUCAACGUUCGCCACGAAAGCAUCAAUUACGGCUCACGCAGAGCCUCCAAGAAGCUUUCGGUCAUUUCCAUGGGCUCGGGAAGAAGGUCGAAUGUAUCGAGUAUGAUGUCGGGCGAUGAUGAAAUGAUGUCGGCCGAGGAGUAUGAUGAUGAUGAUGAUGAUGUAGAGAUCGAGAGCGCGGAGAUGGCGAGUAUGGAAAGAGGAAGUGUAAGGGUGAGAAGCGUGGAUGUAAGGGAUGCAAGUUCUUAUAAAGAGGGUGCAGAGAGUAGGGAUAGAGAUGAAGCAGAUGGAAGUGUUGAUACCACAUUUAUGGGAAGUGCAUCCAGAAAUGUAUUCAAAGAUAAUGCAUCUCAAGAUGAUACUUGUACAGAAAGUGCAUCGAAGGACAUAUCUCCGAUCAAAAGACGCCACAUCCCCAGAAGAAAGAAAAUCGCAAGCAAUAUUGAAGUGGAAAGCAGCGACUUUGACACAUCUGAAGAUGUGUUUAGUGAUGCUGAGGAGAGCGUGAGUUCUAGAAAGAAAGCCUUUACUGGAUCUCCAUCGAAGGCAACGCUAGGCAAGAAUCUCAGCAACUCUGUGAAACUCGUCAAGAGUGUUCCUGCUCCACCUCCGCUCCCACCAUCGUUAUCUCCAGUUGUUGAGCAAGUUGAAGAGAUGCCGGAGCGGACAUUUAGGCAAAUUGUGGAGAGGCAUGUUGAGGAAACCCAGAUUGAUGGGGAAGAGAGUGAAGAGGAAGCAGGAGCAAACAAGUACGAGUCUAAUGCAGCAGGUGAGGAGAUGAGUGUGAAGGAAGUUAAGGUGAGAGUAGAGAUUACGGAUACCAAACAUGAGAUUAAUGCUAAUAAAGCCGUGGAUGAGAUCGGGGCCGAUGAUAAGACUAUCGAUAAACUUAAAAGUAAAGAUGUUGAGCAUCCUGAAGCACCUAAAGAUGCUAAAGAAGACAAAGCAGUUCCUAUUCCGCCUCCACCACCACCCCCACCACCGCUUCCACCUGCGUUUGCUGCAAAAUCGAAGUCUCCAGUGUCUCCAGCAGCUCCCCCACCACCCCCACUUCCUACAUCUUUAACUUCAAGUGCUGCUUCAAGUGCUGCAUCCACUCCGGUGCCACCACCGCCUCCUCUUCCGAUUUCAAGCACUCCAACGCCUGUUCCGUCACCAAUCAUGCCUGUAGGACCAUUUGACAUGCUCCCAAGGCCAAAGAAGAAGCUCAAGCAGCUCCACUGGGAAAAGCUUGAGGACACUGAAGACUCGUUUUGGGCAAACAUGGGGUCUGAAGAGAUCGCGAGAAGACUGCUUCAGAGUGGUGUGUUUGACGAGAUUGAGGUGAUAUUUGCCGCCAGAGAAGCGAAGAAAAUCGCAAAAAGAAGGAAGGAGGAGGAGAAUAAGAUCACCUUCUUGAAGACAGACGUGUCGCAGCAGUUCGGCAUCUGCCUCCAUUCAUUCUACAUGCUGUCCGACUACAAUGUGGUGCUGAAGAUCUUGCAUUGCGAUGAGGAAGUGUUGUCAAAGCCAGCAUUGCUGGAAUUUCUUGCCAAACCCGAAUUGAACGAGAUAUCCGUCAACUUGACGAAGAAUUUCGACCCGUACUCUACCGAUUGGCAGUCUGGACAGCCGCAAAAGCCCGAUAAAGACCCAGCAGAGCUUGCAAGAGCAGACAGGAUCUAUGUUGAGUUGAUCUACAACUUACACCACUACUGGAGAUCGAGAAUGCGGGCUCUAAACGCGAUGCUUAACUACGAGCGCGACUACGAUGAUCUUGUCCACAGGUUGGAGCAGAUAGACACCGCGUUGGAUGGAUUGGAGAAGUCCGACACUCUGAGAAGAGUCUUUGACAUCAUCUUGGUGGUCGGCAACUACAUGAAUGACACCUCAAAGCAGGCGAUGGGCUUCAAGCUCAGCUCCUUGCAGAGGCUUAACUUCUUGAAAGAUGACAAGAACGCGCUUUCGUUCCUUCACUAUGUUGAGAGGAUCAUUCACAAGAACUACCCAGAACUCGAGACCUUUGUGCAGGAUUUGAAGCCAACGAUCAUCGCUUCGAAGAUCAGCAUCGAGCAAAUCAAGAAGGACUGCAACAUUUUCGUUAGUACCGUCAAGAAUAUCGACUCCUCGCUCCAGAAUGGCAACUUGAGCAACCCCGACAAGUUCCAUCCCGAGGAUAAGUUCUUGAAAGUCGUUCUCAGGAGGUUGCCAAACGCACGUUCGAAGGCAACUUUGUUGGAUGAUCGUGCCAAGAUCAUCUUGGACAGGUUUGACCAGACCAUGAGGUACUUUGGUGAGGAUCCUCAGAGUGACGAGUUCACGCGAAACAGCUUCUUCAGCAAGUUUUCCGACUUCUUGAAGAGCUUCAAGAAAGCUGGAGAGGAGAACAGAGAGCUUGAGGAGAGAAACAGGUUGUACGAGAUCAGCAUGCAGAGGUUUAACGAGCAGAAGCAGAAGCAGGAGAAGCAGGAGAAGCAGGAGAGCAAGUCUGGAAGCUCCGACAUGGAGAAAUUCCUCAAGCAGCUCCGGCAAACCGGACCUUUGCGUUCGGAACCGACCUCUGCCAAGAUCAAGGAGUGGGCCAAGAAGCAUUCGGCAAGAAAGAAGCAGGCGGAGAGCAGUUCAAGUGCCAAAUCAAAGUCUAAUGAAGCUUCGGACGAUGAGCCGGCUGCAGAGCUUCCGCAGGAGGAUAAGGAGGAGGAAAAUAUUAGAAACAGGACCCACGAUCUUUUGAUGAAGAUCUCACAGCAGUCCAAGGAGGGUUCAAGCAGCUUAUCUUCUCCCUUAUCUGCAUCAACCGGAGACCUAACAUUCCACUUGGGCGACUUCAAGCUCAGCGAUCGGAUGAAAAAGCGGCUGCAACAGGCUUCCCGAAGCAGCAGUGUGACUUCCUUGGAUAUGGACUCGCUGUCCAGAUCCGGCUCCUACUACACUUCAAAGACAAGGUUGCAAUCUGGUUCGACACCUUCUUUGGCCGAGAAAAGCGAAGAUGAGUCUGCAAACGAGGCAAACGACACUGUUACAGGUUGA
This is a messenger RNA of Brettanomyces bruxellensis, 6957 nucleotides long. RefSeq lists its product as uncharacterized. Gene Ontology annotation, molecular function: small GTPase binding; actin binding. NCBI's taxonomy places the organism in Eukaryota, Fungi, Ascomycota, Pichiomycetes, Pichiales, Pichiaceae. The transcript has a single exon. Gene Ontology annotation, biological process: barbed-end actin filament capping; mitotic actomyosin contractile ring assembly; actin filament bundle assembly. The record is from RefSeq and is a predicted model, not a curated record. Bases 1 to 6957 code for a protein of 2318 amino acids. Gene Ontology annotation, cellular component: cell division site; mating projection tip; cellular bud neck.